AUGAGCGUGAUCACCAGGACAGAUGUCCAGCCCAUUCUCUUGAAUCCUCGCCCUCUCGCUCGCUGCUCUGGCAGCUUUCUUCUACUGCCGCUCCUUCCAUCCAGAGCUCCUGCGAAGCAUGUCCCACCAGAGCUGUGGGCGAAGAUAUUGGCGUUUGUGUUCGAACAGUACAACGGGCAUUACAAAUGGAGUACGGAGCGAGAUAAGUUGAAGCGCGGUCUGUUGCUCGUAUGCAAGGAAUUAACGGCUGUUGCUCUGCCGCUGUACUAUGCGCAUGUUCGCAUCAGCACUUUGUCGAGCCUGGAGAAGUUCACAGCGCAUCUCCAAUCCGCAGAUCAAAUGUGGGACUCCAUUCGUCGGAUACCUUACUCCACUCCGGGACGCUGGGUGCAAGAGCUCGACUUGCACCAGCUGAAGACAAUCCUGACUUCUGAAAGCUAUCAUGUCGAUGCUCUACUCACGCAGCUGUUUCCACUUGUCCCCCUCCUCGCGCAUCUCACGUUGAAUCCCACGAUACAUCUCAGUCGCCGUGUCAUAACCGCUCUAUCGGAUCGCGAAGGAAUAGCGCACCUACGCAUCUUGAAAGGCAUUAAGGUCCACAUCUCCUUGCGCACACGAGAGGAUACCUUCGUCACCUUCCUUCGUUCCUGCAAUAGUUUGGAAGAACUGGAGAUCUCUGGACAGGAUACUGACUUAGCUGAGUUAGACUCUUUGGAUGAGUCUGACGCCCUCAGCCUGUUCAAGCCUCUUGAACUUUCUCGCCUCCGCAGGCUUGUCCUACUCUCCAUGCCGCACUCUCCGGUCAUGUUUGCGCUACUCCAUUCCCCCCUCCCCUCUCUUCACCAUCUCGUGAUCACGCCAUACGCAGAUACACUCGUCUCCAACUCCCUUGUCCCCCAAUUCAUUGAAGCGCAUGGUCAAACAUUGACUUCUCUUCACCUGUACACUCCGCAGACGUGGCCAUCCGUCUUCUCACCCUCUCCUUCUACUCUGCUGGACACGUGUCCUCGUCUAUACCAUCUCUCACUUGAAAAACCCCUUCCUGCUCUCACGCUGUCAUCGUCUUCUCACCCCCUUCAGAUUCUCUCGGUACCCCGUCCGCGACAAGAAUUUUACCCCGUGCUAGAGUCGUUGCUCCCCAAGCUUCCCCAUUUAAAAUCGAUACGAGCCCGUGACGUACGCUGGCUGAGGUCAGGGUUGUCGUCGCGCGCUGUGGAAGCAGGUGUGCAAGGAGAGAUGAUGGAGUGGCGACGGAGGCUGGUCCGCAGAGGAAUACAGAUGCUGGACUCGGAGUGUAGGGAUGGCGCAGACUGA
Messenger RNA from Sparassis crispa, 1314 nucleotides. RefSeq lists its product as hypothetical. Bases 1 to 1314 code for a protein of 437 amino acids. The record is from RefSeq and is a predicted model, not a curated record. The transcript is spliced from 2 exons. Lineage: Eukaryota; Fungi; Basidiomycota; Agaricomycetes; Polyporales; Sparassidaceae.